Salvelinus fontinalis (brook trout) is the source of this 2610-nucleotide messenger RNA. Its product is annotated as calpain-1 catalytic subunit-like. The coding region runs from base 107 to 2233 and encodes 708 amino acids. Gene Ontology annotation, biological process: proteolysis. Gene Ontology annotation, molecular function: calcium ion binding; calcium-dependent cysteine-type endopeptidase activity. The record is from RefSeq and is a predicted model, not a curated record. The transcript has 22 exons. Lineage: Eukaryota; Metazoa; Chordata; Actinopteri; Salmoniformes; Salmonidae. Gene Ontology annotation, cellular component: cytoplasm.
CAGGUAUAUAAGAUGACGAUGACCUGAAUUUGUUUCUAAAAGAUUGAAAACUUUGAAUAUAACAACCAUUCCUGCGAUAUUCUGAGAUCCUGCAUAAAGUACAACAAUGCCUCCUCCCGGUGUGUGUAUGAGUAUAAUGCAGGAGCGCCACAAGAAAGAGGGUGUUGGGAGUCUUGCCAACCCAGAGAAACACAGCAACCAAGACUUUCAGCAGCUGACGCAAUACUGUGUGGCCAGGGGAGUGAGGUACAUCGAUGAGAUGUUCCCCCCAGACCAGAACUCCAUUGGUGAUGGGCUCCUUUCCCCUGAUGACAUGAGCAGAGUGGUGUGGUUGAGACCAGCGAAAAUGGUACAGUAUCCAGAUUUUAUUGUUGAUGGACUUUCAAGGUUUGACUUUGGGCAAGGAAUGGUUGGAGAUUGCUGGUUUCUUGCUUCCAUUGGGGCUUUGACAUUCCAGGAGCACAUCCUGGAACAAGUAGUGCCCCUAAAGCAAAGCUUUACAGAGGAUUACUGCGGAAUAUUCCACUUCAGGUUCUGGAGAUUUGGGAGGUGGGUGGACGUUGUGAUCGAUGACAAGCUACCAACAGUUGACGGCAGGCUCGUUUUCGUUCAUUCAAAAACUCCCAAUGAGUUUUGGCCCGCCUUGCUGGAGAAAGCCUAUGCCAAGGUGUGUGGCUCCUAUGUAGACAUGAAUGCAGGGACCCUUUCAGAGGCUAUGAUGGACUUCACUGGAGGGGUUCACAUCACUGUCAAGCUCACUGAUGCUCCACCAAAUCUGUGGGACCUGCUGUUCAGAGCUGCCAAGUCAAAAUCGCUGAUUGGGUGUGGCACACCUCAAGGGGAAACGUCAGCGAACACGGUGGCACCCAACGGAUUAGUGAGAGGUCAUGCCUACACCGUCACAGGAGUUAAACAGGUCAUGAGCCAAGGCAUGGUAGUGAAUCUGAUCCGCCUCUUCAACCCCUGGGGCCGGGGAGAGUGGAAGGGAGACUGGAGCGAUAAGUCUUCCAUGUGGCAAACAGUGAGUCCUGACGAUCGGAAGAUGUGUCUGUCAGUGGAAGAGGAUGGGGAAUUCUGGAUGACAAUGAAACAUUUCUGUGAGCACUUCGCAGACGUGGAUAUCUGUUGUCUGUGCCCUGAUUUUCUCGAUGGCAACUCCACUUGUCAUUGGACCCCCUCAUUCCACGAUGGCAGAUGGGUUGCAGGAACCACUGCUGGUGGUUGCCUGAAUUUCCCAAACAGUUUCUGGACAAAUCCCCAGUAUCGAGUGAAGAUUGGGGGAUUGAGCGGGAACUGCUCUGAGACACAGGGGGACAACAAUAUGUUGGUGUCUCUGAUGCAAAAGCCUGACAAAAGAAACAGACGCCUGGUCAAAAGUCUCCACAUCGGCUUCUCCAUCUUUGAGGUGCCUGACCAAUUCAAAGGACAGAGUGGGAAGUUUUCUGCCUCCUUCUUCAGCAACAAUGUGCCUGUCUCCCAAUCGAAGAACUACAUGAACGCUCGGGAAGUGAUGGAGUUCUUCAGGCUGAAACCUGGUGAAUACCUGAUCGUGCCGUCAACUUUCAAACCAAAUGAAACCGCCUCCUUCAUCCUGUCCAUCCUCUCCAAGGCAGAGACACACAUCCAUGAAAACUCAAAUGACCAAGAUAUGGAGGAUAUCUUGUUUUCCCCGAAAACCCCAAAGCCCACAUCUACAGACACAUUUGAAUUCAACGGAGGAGAACUGGAUGACAAAAGAACUCUGUUUCAGAAGUAUUCCGAUGAGUUUGAGGUGGUGAAUGCUGAACAGCUUCAGAGCUGUCUGAAUGAAAAUCUGAUCCAAGGAAAUACAAAGAAAACACAAGGCUUCAGCUUGGAGUCCUGUCGCAGCAUGGUGGCAUUAAUGGAUACAUCAAUCACUGGAAAACUGAACGUUGCUGAAUUUCUACGUCUAUGGAGAAAAGUUACCGUGUACAAGGACAUCUUCUUCCGCACAGAUGUAGACCGUUCUGGAAUGUUGUCGUUGAGUGAACUGAGGAACGCAAUCAUGGCUUCAGGGAUCAGGGUGGGUGAUGACAUGUUAAACCUGAUGGCUCUGCGCUACGGUGGAUCUUCUGGAAACAUCAGCCUGGAGAGUUUCAUCAGCCUCGUUCUACGCAUGAAUUGCAUGUCCAACAUUUUCCGACAACUCAAUGAUGGAGGGGUCAUAUCUCUUCAAGAGAAUGAGUGGAUGUACAUCUCUAUGUAUACAUAAACUGCAGACCAACUUGGACGGACAGAAGACUGGCAGUUGGAAUCGUGAGAUGCGUGCUAAGGUGGUACUUUGCUGGACAAACCAUUCCUUUGUGCUGCAGCAGUUUCAGGGGGAUUUGUUGCACUUUUGAGAUGUGAAGCUCCUGCAGUUCAAACAGAGCACUCAAGAUCGGGUGCUUAGUAAGUGACUGUACUCUUGAAAUUGAUGCGUUCAAUAGGCUUUAAAACAUAAUGGGUUACAUUCUGGUACACAUCUGGUACAUUAUAUUUUAUAUUUGCUAAUGUGGUAGUUUGUGUUUUUGUUUCUUGGUAUACUGUAAGGGUUAUUAAGGUCCUAACUGUAUAUGUGUAGAGCAGUGGUCUCCAUCUCUAAUAGUU